Molecule: messenger RNA, 483 nt
Organism: Mycotypha africana
Lineage: Eukaryota; Fungi; Mucoromycota; Mucoromycetes; Mucorales; Mycotyphaceae
Exons: 2
Coding region: 146-403 (85 amino acids)
Source: RefSeq, a predicted model, not a curated record
UUGUUACUGUGUCGAUGAUGGCUUAGUUAGCGUAGCUGACCCUGCAUUUAUCAGCUGUUCAAUUCUCGAAAUACGGAAUGCAAUGUGAGGGAUAUCCGCAAGCUUGGACUUCUUGAAAGCGUAGAUGUGUUAUAUUCUUAUGUGAAUGUUCCUUAGUGCUGCCAAUAUUUCCAAUCACGUCUUUUCAAUAGAAUUCUUAGAGCGUGUACAUACUUUCUCUUCUCAAUUAGAAUAUUAUACUGCAAGAAUAAAGAUUAAAUAUGUUGAAGACGGAGGUGACUCGUCGUACCAAAAUCCAAUAGUGGCAGGGAAUUCGAAUGCUUCGUAUUCGAUGUAUUUCUUUUCGUGGAAAAAUUUUCCAUACUUAGCAAGUAGAUCGCAAAGACUAAUUUUCUGCUCUUAAUUCCGGUUCCGAUUGUUCAGAGACCUCAAGAAAAGAUAUCGUCGCUCAACAUGUAGGGCUUCUUGGGGUUGCUGGAAGAA